Molecule: messenger RNA, 4687 nt
Organism: Gymnodraco acuticeps
Lineage: Eukaryota; Metazoa; Chordata; Actinopteri; Perciformes; Bathydraconidae
Gene: b4galt2
Product: UDP-Gal:betaGlcNAc beta 1,4- galactosyltransferase, polypeptide 2
Exons: 8
Coding region: 1054-2262 (402 amino acids)
Biological process (GO): carbohydrate metabolic process
Molecular function (GO): glycosyltransferase activity
Source: RefSeq, a predicted model, not a curated record
AGCAGGAGCGAGGGACCUGCUCACUGCCUCAGACUGAGAGCAUCCUUUUUCUUUGCUUUCUUACCAUCCUCACCAAAACACAGCGAGAUGACGGAAAAUCAUGAGCAUAGAAUAUCUCCACUCCCCGGUUUGCGGUAGAAAUAUCGUUACGGGUUAGCCGUUUAUGGCUAGCGUAAUGCUACACAACAUGAGGCUGUCUUUUCUGAUGAAGAACAGACAUUAUAGCCUGUCUCUGGAAACAAGAAGAAUAUAGUUCUCACUAGCAUAGCGAGCUGGGCUGAGCCUCGAGCUUUCAGUGUUUUCUUUUUUACAAACACGCCUGACAACAAAAUGCUCAUUGACAGUUUUAUUUUAAUUGUUUCUCUUCGGCUGAUGUGAAUGACAUCAGUGGGCUCCAGUAAAGAAGAUGCACAGAUAAAAGUGUCCUCUUGACAACAUUAAGGUGCCUGAAACGUUCCUGGUUCGAGACUUUCAGAAUCAGGAACGGUAUCUUGGAGAUCACCAACCAACAAACUCAGAAGAGGUCAUCUGGACUGAACUUCAGCAGACCCUCUUCUCCACACUGAUGAAUGUUUGUCAUCAACUUCUACUUGUGCACCAUCACUUAGAUCACUUAGAUCGCUUAUCAAUUGGAAGUGUUAAGCUUUAGUCGUUGGAGUAAUUGGACUGGCUUUUAACAUUGGGAUACAACAUGGCUGCCGCAGCAACUUCGCACUGGGAUAGUGACUGACCCAGCAUCUGAUCACAAGAUUUAUCAGAAAUCGGGGCCUUAUGUCUCAGAUAUUACUGAACUUGUCAUUAGCAUUGAUUUGGUAUAUCUAUAUCUGAUACGUAAGUGAACAAAUUCCUAGAUAAUCUCACUCAGGGAUUGAUUCUGAUUCAACAUUCAGUGCGUGUGUCAUGCAGGGGAUCUGGGGACGUUCUAGAAACAAGCUGGCAACUCAUUAACAACUUAUUAAUGUCCCCCAUGACCCCUGCAGAAGUCAGAUAACCGGGUAUCACCUAACCACAUGUCUUUAUCAGAGAUCUAAUAGCAGCCACUGAGAUGAGCUCAUGUCUGUAGCCGCCCCGCGCCAGCGCUGUCGAGGCUGGCGGUCAUCUUCCUCGGCCAUGACCCGGCUGAUGUUGGGCCGGACCCUGGAGCGCAUCUGUAAAGGCGUCCUGCUGCUCUGCCUGCUUCACUUCCUCAUCAUGAUGAUACUCUACUUUGACGUCUACUCGCAGCGCUUCGACCUCUUCAGCCGCUUCAACAACGGCCGCAACGGAUCCAGGAAUAACGUCAGCGGGGCAGCAGGGAGCGGACACCAUUAUUACUAUUACAACCUUUCCAGGCCUAAUGCCACAUUAGCCAGCUACCUGGCCCCAGGGGAGCAGCUGGUGCCCACUGUGCAGCCUGAGACCAAUCAGACGCCUUUGCCCAAACCUCUGCCGCCCUGCCCCGAGAUCCCCCCCGGCCUCGUGGGCCGUUUGUUGAUCGAGUUCGGCUCCCAGAUGACGAUGGAACGAGUGCAGAAGGAAAACCCCAACGUGACGGAGGGGGGGCGCUACACGCCGCCUGACUGCCGGCCUAGAUGGAAGGUGGCCAUCAUCAUCCCGUUCCGUCACAGAGAAAACCACCUGAAGUACUGGCUCCACUACCUGCACCCCAUCCUCAGGCGGCAGAAGAUCGACUACGGCAUCUAUAUCAUCAACCAGUUGGGGGAGGAAACCUUCAACCGUGCCAAGUUGUUGAACGUUGGCUACACAGAGGCUAUGAAGGAUGGGGAGUACGAUUGCUUCAUCUUCAGUGACGUGGACCUGAUCCCGAUGGACGACCGCAACCUUUACCACUGCUACGACCAGCCCAGGCACUUCGCCAUCGCCAUGGACAAGUUCGGCUUCAGGCUGCCGUACGCCGGCUACUUUGGAGGAGUUUCAGGACUCAGUAAAAAACAGUUUCUGAAGAUAAACGGCUUCCCCAACGAGUACUGGGGCUGGGGGGGGGAGGACGACGACAUCUACAACAGGAUCACUCUGAAUGGGAUGAAGGUGUCCAGGCCAGACGUUCGCAUCGGCCGCUACAGAAUGAUUAAACACGAGAGAGACAAACACAACGAGCCGAACCCACAGAGGUUUAAUAAAAUCCAGAACACGAAGAACACGAUGAAGAAGGACGGGAUCAGCUCUCUGACCUACAGAGUGAUUCAGUUCAAGAGGUACGCUCUGUACACAAAUAUCUCUGUGGAGAUCGGCAAACCACCGCCCCGGCCUAUAAAGGGCUAGAGAGCAACAGACAGGAAGUCGACAUGCUUUGCCAGGAUGGAAAAAGAUGAGCAGAAGAGGGAAAUCAGGAGAUCACAUAUCCUAGACAUCUGGAAAGAUGCAGGAGUUAAAGGAGAGAGGGAAAAGUCCCAAGCACUUGAUGAUCUCUUUCUCCCUCUUUACUUUUUUUUUUGUUGUAAUUUGAGUUUGCCAUUUCUGUAACAAGGACCCAGGCUCUUUCCAACUGUUUUAAGCAGCCACUGGCUUCACAGCUCCUACCUUUGCCAAUCAGUGACUUCAGGAUUGAAAGAGUGUGGAGCAAAGCUUGAAUAUCAGUGGCCGACCAAAGGUUGGCUUCAAACUUGGAAGCUGAUACUUGGAGUCUUUCAUUUACCAAUCUUCUGAAAACUGGAGGUCGUCCAGCGGCAUAUCGACAGAGGACAUUGAAUUUUUCUGGGAGUUAAGAGAUGAGACAAUAACGGCAUUUGAAACUUUGGAAACUGUUUUGAAUUAUUCGCCUUCAUCGAGUGGAAAUUCUUGGAAUAUUUGACCAAGUUCAUAUAAACUGAAGGGAAAAUGUUUCUUUCAUGGAUACAAAGACAGAAAGGAGACGUGGUGUUUGCCGGAUUGGAAAUGUAAUAUCAGGAAUAAUGAACAUGGUGGACAAAAAAGCUUAAAAACAUUCUAUUUCCCAAGCAUUCACAGUGAUGGUCAAGAGAAUAACAUUAACACGAUAUGAAAACAUGCAGUGAUGCUCUUUAGACUUGUACAUGAAAGAUUGCCUAUCAACGAAAUCGGCUGACGCUCAUCUUUACAAAUGAUGGUAAUAGAUGAUUUCAUAUUAACAUCUUUGUCAGGGAGUUUUGAUCGAAGUACUUCAUCAAAUCCUCCGAUAUCAAUUAAUGAAUGUGUAUUGUGCCUGCAUCUACUGUGCUGGGACACGCUGAUCCAACAUGUUCGUCAGCAGCAACAAAACCCCCAGAACUCUCUUUUUGUUCUCUUUUUUAUAUACAUAUAUAUAUAUAUACUCAAACUUUGGAAGCAGAAACUGAACUUUUGAAGUAACUCAUGUGCUGGAUGCAAUGACGUGGAACCACCUUGGGAAAGUCAUCAAAUCAAGGAACCGAAGACAAGGCGGAGAUACACUGACAGCUCAGUCGUGAUUCUAAACCCAUGUUUGGCACAAAUUGGAGAUUAGGUUUCUGAAAGCUUUGUUUGUUUCCUUUCACCCCCUUGAAAAAGAAUAGAGAUUUAUUUUAGUAAUCUGGGCUUUAAAUGUACAUUUUUGUCUCUACACGGUGCAAACAGAUUGAGUUGCAUUAAUUAUCUCCAAGAUACUGAUUUGACUAAGUAGUCAUACAAAAAUCUGACAUUUACCACCUUUACUGGACAGCAAGGGGUUAAACUGAACCGCCAGAUUAGUAGUGGAAAAAGUGUUUUUUUAAUUUUUAAUUAUCUCAAUUCAAUCAAUCCAUUUACUAUCUGUGCUAUCAUUUUCUCUAAAUCUUUAAGAAAAAGAUGAUCAUAUCCGGAAAGAGGAAAUGUUAAGGCGAUAUUGUUCUGCUGGUGGAAAUGGUUAAUUUUAAGACAGUAAUGAGUUUGAGCAGUUUGACUGACAUCUCUAUUGCUGCUUCAGAUGUUAUCAUUACCAGCUGUCAGCUCUGUAUUCAAAUCUACUUUAUCUCACUUUUUCAUUAAUGAUAGCUACAUUUUCAUAACUUUCCUCAUGUGAAAAGUCCACAAACUAAAACUUAGAUCAUGACUUCCUCCAUCCGCUUUAUUGAAGCCUUUGACUGUCUCAUGUAUUGUACAUUACUCUUCUUCCCUCGUUUUAUUUUUCCUUGUCUCUACUGUUGACGCCUAAACACCAAACUGAUGCCUUCAGAAGUGAUCGAUACUAAAGGAGCAGGGACGGUUAUUUCUUAUUUAAAAGUUAUGAUUUGGGUACAAAAUUAAUCGAGGAAGAUAUGUGUUUUGAGAUGUAAUCGAGAAAUUAAACAAUAUUUGUUUCAGUUUUGUACAUUUUUAAAUAUUUUCACCCAUCGAAAAUGGUUAAACAGGCUGAAGAUUAAGCAACGCGGCACCUGUUUGAAUUAGGUAUCAUUCAGGACAAAUUGGGGCUUUUAUUUUGGUAAAAAUAAUGUACAGUAUAGCCUCCCCUCCCCAGCCUCGAGACAAUGAUAAUGCUCCCUGCUGAUUGGCUCUCCGUUAUCUUCGCUGAAAGCCUGUUGGACGGUUUGAUUACUCCUCUCUCUGCCUCUCACACCCAAAAUGCAUUCACACAGUCUUCCCUUUUUUCUUUGCAUUAUCUCGCCUUUCAUUGCCUUUUCUUUCUUUCUCUGCCAGUCCAGGCUGUGUGUGUCAAUGGCACUUUGUUGUGCUUUGUGGAGGGCCCACUUCAGGCACAGCUGUGUCUCACAAGGGUGCUUCUUCUUUCAAUAGCUAU